CUUUUGAAUGCAGUCAGCACCAUUUCUGAGAGAGACAAACACAGAGAAGGAAAGGCGAAAUUAACGUCGCCAAAAUAUUCCCGGCAGCUUAUCGGCUGCGGGAGCAUCAAAGGGAUGUCGGCCGUACGAUGGCUUGAAUGGAUGUAUUGCACAUCAGGAUGACGACGGGGCUAUUGGGUGGCAAUACAGCUCUCGUAUGAAGAGGAAUGUCCUGGGAUUCACCGUGGUUGGGCAACCGUGGUAGGACCUCACGUAGCCCGGUGUGGGACCGAGUCACACGUGCGAACGAGAUUCCGGUGGAGACUGUUGCCCAGUGAAACAGGCACUGCGACUUACGGCAAACUGUAACUUCUUCAUAUCAGGUACGAGGUUAAGAUUAAGACAGUACAGACUUCUUUCAUUGAAAGAUUUUUGCGAAUUUCACUUUCACUGUUGCUUCACGAUGGUAGGCGUGGCUACUAGAAGCCCGGGAAUGCACGGAUACGACAACAGAUGUCGAUUAGAUACAAUGUCGGCCACGUGAGUGAAUGUGCAGCAUAAAAGACGAUUGUACAAAAAAGAAGGUUUUUCUUAUUUGUGCUUUGAAUUCCUACAGACCGACUGGUUUCCCUAUGUGGAAGGUGUCCUCAGGUGAGGCAACAGUCUCGCAUUCAUACCUGCAGAAACGGCAACAGCCAUUGGUCGGCAUCUCUGUCACGUGACUGAGAUUCUUGGCGGUAGCGCAAAAUUGAGGAUCAAAAUGGCGCUUAGGUGAUAGUCGGACAGAUGAAUGUCGUGCUCAAGAACGGUUUCUGGGGAUAUACGCGUCAGGAUUCACACAGAAAAUGCAGGAUAAGACAGCUCCAGGCUCCCAGCUGAGACUCGAAUGGGUUUACGGGUAUCGGGGCCAUCAGUGCCGAAAUAACCUGUACUAUACUGCGACCAAAGAGGUCGUGUAUUUCGUAGCUGGGGUGGGCGUCGUCUUCAACACACGGGAACAUUCGCAGAGAUUCUUCCUCGGACACAGCGACGAUAUUAUAAGUCUUGCCCUUCAUCCAGAAAAAGUACUGGUUGCAACAGGCCAGGUGGGGAAGGAUCCCUACAUCUGUGUGUGGGACACCUACAGCACUCAGACCAUCUCCAUCCUAAAAGAUGGGCACACCCAUGGUGUGGCAGCUCUGGCCUUCGAUAAGGAAGGCAAUAGGCUGGCAUCAGUUGGGCUGGAUGGAGCCAACACGAUAAAUGUGUGGGACUGGAAGAAGGGCAAGAUCAUCUCUACAACUAAGGGGCACACUGAUCGGAUCUUCGAUAUCCAGUGGGACCCUUACAACAAGAACCGCCUGGUCAGCUGUGGCGUCAAGCACAUCAAGUUCUGGACACUGUGUGGAAAUGCCCUGACUGCCAAAAAGGGCAUUUUUGGGAAAGUUGGGGAGAUUCAGACCAUCCUGUGCCUUGCCUUUGCCCCGGAUGAGGUUACCUUCACAGGGGUGCUCAAUGGGGAUGUCUACAUGUGGAAAGGCAACAAUCUCACCAGGGUCAUACAGAAUGCUCACAAUUCCUCCUGGAAGAAACCUGGCUCUCUGGCCGACCUAUUUCAGGAACUGGGGGUUGCUGGAAUCUUCACCCUGUAUGCAUGUGAUGAGGGCUAUGCAUCAGGAUCCAGAGAUGGCUGUAUCAAGCUGUGGGAUACAGACUUCAAAACCAUUGCCAAGAUUGACUUGACAGAAUCAGAGCAUGGGUACAAAGCCACUCCUGCACCCACCAUAAGUUGGCUGCAAAAACCCCUUCCACCCUCUGCUGAGUCUAAGCCUCCGUACAAAGGAAUGUCCAUCCGAGCGGUGUGCUGGGGUGGGGACAGGAUACUGGCUGGCACACAGGACAGUGAGAUCUACGAGAUUGCUCUAAGGGAAAGAGACAAGCCCAAACUGCUCAUGCAGGGGCAUGCUGAGGGGGAGCUAUGGGGCCUUGGUAUUCAUCCAAAGCAGCCCCUCUUUGUAACAGGGAGUGAUGACCACAGUGUCAGGUUAUGGAGCAUGUCUGAAAACACACUGCUGGCACGGUGCAACAUGGACCAGGCCGUGAGAUCCCUUGCUUUCAGUGCAGAUGGCGGCCAUCUUGCUGUUGGCAUGAAAGAUGGAGGCUUUACUGUCCUAAAAACUAGGGAUUUCUCCGAAGUCAUUCAUGUGAAGGAGAGAAAAGAGGCUGUGCAUGAGAUACGGUACUCUCCAGACGGAAACUACCUUGCUGUUGGGUCCAACGACAACUUUGUUGACAUCUAUGCAGUGGGGCAACACUACAAGAAGGUUGGCCAGUGUGGGAAGUCCUCCAGUUUCAUCACGCACAUGGACUGGUCAGAAGAUAGCAAGUACCUGCAGACAAAUGAUGGGGCUGGAGAGAGGCUGUUCUACAGAAUGCCAGCUGGAAAGCAAGUGACCAACUCAGAAGAAAUCAGGAACAUCCACUGGGCUUCCUGGACAUGUGUUAUUGGUCCAGAAGUAAACGGCAUCUGGCCCAAAUACUCAGACGUCAAUGACAUCAAUGCCACAGAUGCCAGCUUUGGGCAUGAGGUAGUUGUCACUGGGGACGACUUUGGCUUGGUGAAGAUGAUGAGAUUUCCCUGCCUUAAGAAAGGUGCCAAGUUCAGGAAGUACACUGGUCACUCUGCCCAUGUGACAAAUGUACGUUUCUCCCACGACAACUCGCGAGUGGUGACAGUGGGGGGAGGGGACCACUCCAUCUUCCAGUGGAGGUUCAUCCCAGAGGGAAUGGAAGGAGACAUAGGUGCCAACUCAGGCUAUGCAGAUUCCAACAGCGAGGAGAGUGACUCGGAUCUGUCGGAUGUAGAUGAGCUGGACACAGACAUUGAGCAGGAGAACCAGAUCAGCUAUGAUCGGGCUGUCUACAAGGAGGACCUCCCCCAGCUGAAGAAAAAUAUCAAGAGAGACAAGACAGGACAGAAGAGGAACAAGGCUCCAGAAGAAGGCAUCAAGUUACAGUUUGUUCAUGGGUACCGUGGUUACGACUGCCGAAACAACCUGUUCUACACACAGACCGGGGAGGUGGUGUACCAUGUGGCUGCUGUAGGGAUUGUGUACAACAGGGAUAACCACUCACAGAAGUUCUACCUGGAACAUACAGAUGACAUACUGUGUCUCUGCAUACAUCCCCUGAAGGACUUUGUCGCUACAGGACAGGUUGGCAGAGACCCAGCCAUCCAUGUCUGGGACACAGAGACAAUGAAGCCGUUAUCUGUACUCCGGGGAGGCCAUCAGAGGGGGAUCUGUGCUGUAGACUUCUCUGGGGAUGGGAAGAAACUUGCUAGUGUAGGACUGGACGACAACCACAGCAUUGUGAUGUGGGACUGGAAGAAGGGUGAAAGGCUGGCCACAACUCGGGGCCACAAGGACAAGAUCUUUGUUUUGAAGUGCAAUCCACAUAACACUGACCACUUAGUUACUGUUGGAAUCAGACACAUCAAAUUCUGGACACAGGCAGGGGGUGGAUUCACCUCCAAGAGAGGCACCUUUGGGAACAUUGGGAAGCUGGACACGAUGAUGUGUGUGGCAUAUGGAAAAACAGAGGAUUCUGUGUUUUCUGGAGGAGCCAAUGGAAUGGUAUACAUGUGGCAAGGAACAAAUCUUUUGAAGACAGUCAAGGCUCAUGAUGGUCCAGUAUUUGCCAUGCAUGCAUUGGACAAGGGCUUUGUUACUGGAGGGAAGGAUGGGGUAGUAGGACUGUGGGAUGACCAGUUUGAGAGAUGUCUGAAAACCUAUGCCAUCAAGAGAGGUGCUCUGGCCCCGGGGUCCCGGGGAGUCCUGUUGGAGGACUGUCCGUCCAUCCGGGCCAUCACGCUGGGGCACGGCCAUAUCCUGGUGGGCACCAAGAAUGGGGAGAUUCUGGAGGUGGACAAGAGCGGACCAAUGAACAUCCUCGUACAGGGUCACAUGGAGAAUGAGGUGUGGGGCCUGGCCUGCCACCCACAUAAGGACCAUUGUGUGACCAUCAGUGAUGACAAGACCCUGCGAGUCUGGGACCUGUCCCCAGAACACCGCAUGUUGAAUGUCAGGAGGUUACGCAAAGGCGGCAGGUGUUGCUGCUACUCCCCCGAUGGCAAGGCCAUAGCAGUAGGUCUUAGUGAUGGGAGUUUCCUAGUAGUCAAUGCUGACACACUAGAAGACAUGGUCACCUUCCAUCAUAGGAAAGAGAACAUUUCUGACAUCAGGUUUUCUCCUGAUCCAGGAAAAUACCUUGCAGUUGCAUCCCAUGACAACUUUGUGGAUAUCUACAAUGUUCUAAGUAGCAAAAGAGUGGGCAUCUGCAAAGGUGCAUCCAGCUAUAUCACACACAUUGACUGGGACAGAAAGGGAAAGUUGUUGCAAGUCAACACAGGUGCAAAAGAGCAGCUAUUCUUUGAGGCACCAAGGGGCAAGAGGCAAACCAUUCGGUCGACAGAUGUGGAGCAGAUUGACUGGUGCUCAUGGACAUGUGUACUGGGCCACACCUGCGAGGGCAUCUGGCCUGUCCACAGUGAUGUUACUGACGUCAACUCAGCAUGUUUGUCCCACGACAAGAGAGUGCUGGCCACAGGAGAUGACUUUGGCUUUGUUAAACUGUUUGAAUAUCCUGCCAAGGGGCAGUAUGCCAAAUUUAAGAAGUACAUAGGACACAGUGCCCAUGUGACUAAUGUGAGAUGGAGCCAUGAUGACAGGAUGCUGGUGUCAGUUGGUGGUGCUGACACAGCAGUGUUGGUGUGGGCUCACAACACACCAGGGUCCAGGCAGAACGGACUGAAGGGAGAGAGUGAAGACUCUGAAACUGACUCUGAGGAGGAAGGAGGCUAUGACAGUGAUGUGCAAAGGGAGAAAGACAUUGAUUACACUACAAAAACCUAUGCUGUUAACAUCAGAGAAACAAGUGGCACCAAACCCCAUCUACAACAGAAACAGCCAACUGGAGAGGAAAGGAAGGGGAUUGUGAAAGGAUCCAGACCUACUGUCAGCAGGGGUGGAGCACCUCCUCCCAGGGUACAGAAACUGGAAAAGGGCGAGACCAACAAAAGAAAAAAAGGCGUUGUAGAGGACUUGGUGCUUACCACUAUCCAUGGGUACAGAGGCUUUGACACCCGAAACAAUCUGCAUUACAUCAACGAUGGGGCAGAUAUUGUGUACCAUGCAGCAGGAGCUGGCAUCAUACACAACUUGGCAACAGGAAAUCAGAGUUUCUACUUGGAGCACACAGAUGACAUCAUCAGCCUCACCAUCAAUCAGCACCCCAAGUUUAAGAGCAUCAUUGCCACCGGCCAGAUUGGCCAGGUCCCCUCAGUCAACAUCUGGGACUCUAACACCAAGGAGACCCUGUCCAUCAUCCGUGGCUUCCACUCAAAGGGGGUGUGCUAUGUCAACUUCAGUGCCACAGGAAAGCUUCUCCUGACUGCUGGUCUAGAUGAUGAACAUUCCAUUGCAGUUUGGAGGUGGCAGGAAGGUACCAAGAUAGCCAGCCAGGGUGGGCACUCAGGAAGGAUAUUUGUGGCAGAAUUCAGGCCAGAUUCGGACAGCCAUUUCGUGACAGUGGGGGUGAAGCAUGUGAAGUUCUGGACGUUAGCUGGAAGUACGCUGAUAGGGAAGAAAGGGGUAAUCGGCCCCAACAUGGCAGGAGAGGCCCGCAUGCAGACUAUGUUGUCUGUGGCAUUUGGAGCAAACAAUCUGACCUUCACCGGAGCAAUGAGUGGAGAUGUUUAUGUCUGGAGAGAAAACAGCUUAGUUAGACUAGUUGCCAAGGCCCACAACGGGCCUGUCUUCACCAUGUACACUACACUACGAGAUGGACUCAUCGUCACUGGUGGGAAAGAAAAACCGAGAGAGUUUGCCAUAGGUGGACCAGUCAAGUUAUGGUCGCAGGACAUGGAGCGUUGUUGUUUGUUUGAACUCAACAGCCACGACCCCCGUAUAGCUGUUGUAGUACGCUCCGUCUGUCGGGGCAAGGGGAAGAUUCUGGUGGGAACAAAGGAGAGUGAGAUUAUGGAGGUUGGGGAGAAGAAUGCGGCAGCUCAUACUGUGGUCCAUGGACACUGUGAGGGGGAACUCUGGGGUCUAGCAGCCCACCCAUCCAAGCAGUUCUUUGCAUCGGCAAGUGACGACUGCACUGUAAGGAUAUGGGACAUAGAUAACAAGAGCAUGCUAAACAAAGUGAACUUGGGCACACCGAGUCGAUCAGUGGCAUACAGCCCUGAUGGAGAGAUGCUGGCUGUUGGGAUGAAGAAUGGAGAGUUCAUCCUGCUGACAGCAGCCAGCCUGAAGAUCUGGGGCAAGAAGAGGGACAGGCGUCUGGCUGUGCAGGACAUCAGAUUCAGCCCUGAUGGAAAGUUCUUGGCAGUUGGUUCUGAUGACAACUGUGUGGAUUUCUAUGACAUGACGCAGGGUCCGUCCCUAACCAGAGUGGGGUAUUGUAAGGGCAUCCCAAGCUUUGUCAUACAGAUGGACUACUCACUGGAUGGCAAAUUCAUACAGGUUGCCACAGGUGACUACCACAGACUGGUGUUUGACGUACCCACAGGGAAUCCAGUAUCUGAUGCCAACACUAUAAACAAGAUCACCUGGUCUUCUUGGACCCUAGUCACCGGGGAUGAAGUGAUUGGCAUCUGGCCGAGAAAUGCAGAGAAGGCUGAUGUGAAUUCCUGCCAUGUGGCUCACUCUGGCCUCUCCAUGGGUACUGGGGACGACUUUGGCAUGGUGAAACUGUUUGAGUUCCCCAGCACAGAAAAAUAUGCCAAACAUAAGAGAUAUGUUGGACACUCAGCCCACGUAACCAACGUACGAUUCACUUCAGAAGACAAGUACCUGAUAAGUGCUGGCGGGGAUGAUUGCUGCCUCUUUGUGUGGAAAUGCCUGUGAUCCAAGCAACAACUACAGUCUAACUGGCUGCGUGCUUCCAGAGAUAUUCCCAUGUUGGAAUACUGAUAGGAUGUCGAGAAGAUCAUGUGACCAGGAAGUCUUUGAUGUGACACUGCCUCUAACAGUGGCUUUACAACACAUACAUGUAGUAAGCUUCCUAGAGAUCCAGAAAAGUGUAGUAUUACAUGUAGUUCUUGGUCCCUUCCUGGGGCUAAGGUAUCCCAGAUGCCAUCAUGGAAUCAGGAAAGGCAGGUUAUUGCAGGAUAUUAGAGGUUCUGAAAUCUCUGCAUUUGGGCAAGUCUUCCCAGGUUUUCCUACUGAAAGUAAAAUGGGAAUAUUUCCAUGUGAAAACUACUUCUGGAUAAGGCUUUUCUCCCAGUGUGUUGUGCUUGUAUGUUGAUGCACGUUGCUUGAGCCAUGGCCAGCCAAUAUUACAAAAUCUGUUUGAUGACUUGUAUUGUAGAAGUGAGCAAGUACUUAAUACGAAGACAUUGCCAUGUUUUUGUUGGCAGCAUAUUCUUACUGAUGUUGAAAACUCAUAGAAAUAACAAUGAUUUGGAAAUCCAGUGUGUACUUUUUUAAAUGAGAUUUUCACUAAUGUUGCAGGAGUUCUAACUGACUUCUCAUGAAUGGAAAUUAAAUACCAAUUUCACUUUAAGCAAUCCUACCAUACUUAAGAUGUUGGCAAAUGAUAGCUCUCGACAGAAGUACAUGUAUCUCCUCAACUGGCCAGCCCUACAAUGAGCUUGCAUUGUUUCCAGAAGCUAAGUGACGGAAGUAACCAAAUCUUUUGUUGGCUAUGUAGUAUUUACUAAAAAUGUAUUCAUACAAGAUGUCUACUCCAGCAAUAUAUGACACAGUUUUCCAAGAUUGUAGACCAAUGUGGACAUCACCACAGAUAUAGAAGGCAGCAUGUGUGCUUGCUAGUAAUUAAAACAUACUUGAAUGGUUGUCAUUGCCUUACGCUGCUGCAUGACAUGCAUUGUGUAGCUGUGGUGUGUUUGUUUGGUGUACAUACAUACAUGUACAUGUAGGUGUUGGCAAUUUAGGGCUAGUAGCUGGAGUGUCUGACAAAGGUUCAACAAAAUGUUAUGUUUAAAGGACACUCUACCUUGCCUCAUUUGGUGCUAGGAUGGAAAAGAUACCACAGACAGGUUGGGAAAGGAAUAAGGAUUGUAUAGAAAUAUUGGACUUGGUAGCCAGGUUUGAAAGGUGUUGGCGAUCUUAGAUAACAUGGGCAUUUUCCAAAGAAGCCAUGUAUGAUGAAACAUAUAAGCCAGCAUGUUGACAUUUGUACAAUACAUAAUGUUAACAUGUAUGCCUUGGAGUGACAGAUUUCUGUACAUGUGCAUGCCCUAGACAGAAGGAUUACAAUGAAUGGUAGAAUUCAACAGUUUCAGAGCCAUGAAGCACCGACAAUAAGAAGUCUUAUGGCUGUUGAUGUGUGAUUUUAUGAAAUUAUAUAGCAGAUAAACAAUGCAGACUGGCCCAAGGGUAAUGAUACAUUGUUUACAUGUAGCAUAUACAUCGUACAUGUACAUGUAUUAGAGGUCAGACAAUAUUUCUGAAAGGAAAGGCAUACAUAUGGCUACUCAGUAUAUCCAUACACAACAUCAGACUUGCACCACAUGGUACAGAGCCUGGUACCUCAUCAGAUUAAUCAACAUCAGCACAGUAAGAUAUGCCAUUUUGAGUACAAGUCUCAAUGCCAGAAGGAACAGAUCCUUGUAGGAGUACUUAGAUUUUAUCUGCCCAAUUAUCAGUCUGUCUGAUACAUGUACCAGUAAGUCCAAGGAACCUGUUAGUGCAAAUGGAUUGGUGCAUUGGUGGUUUGAAUCCAUGUUAACUAUUUAUGUAUGUGUAGUGACAUUUUGUCCAGAGACAAAAAAAUGACCAUUCCAUACCUAUGGAUGACUUUUUUUUAUCAUUCCAUACCUUUUUAUUCUCCUUCCAUGGGGGACAGUUUUGAUAAACCAUGCACACAUUGUACUAGUUCUGUUUACGCUAAAUUAAUACAAGUGGCUAUGGAGCUUAUUCCUGGUCUGAUUUUUUAAUUGUCUUAGAGGUAGUGAUGAAUGUGUAGCAGAGGUUGUAUCAACAAAAACCUCAGCAACUGCAAUCAAAUCAGUUGUACAUUUUUGUGACUGGUGUAUAAUGUGAUUUUUCUGUAUACAAAGAGUCUGAAGUUUUUGUAUGUUUUUCUUUGUUGAUGCAGCUUACCAGAGGUAAUAGGCAUUAGAUGUGUUAUGCUUGAUUACAUGUACAACAGUAGUGCAAAUUAAUAGUCACAACAGCUCAAGGCAUGUAUAAAUUUAUUCGUGAUGACCAAGCCACAGUACAAUACAAUAAAACAAAUUGGUAAUGCU
Molecule: messenger RNA, 9235 nt
Organism: Branchiostoma floridae (Florida lancelet)
Lineage: Eukaryota; Metazoa; Chordata; Leptocardii; Amphioxiformes; Branchiostomatidae
Product: echinoderm microtubule-associated protein-like 6
Exons: 40
Coding region: 825-6869 (2014 amino acids)
Molecular function (GO): microtubule binding
Source: RefSeq, a predicted model, not a curated record